UUUUCAUGUUAGCUUUACUUCCAGUUAAUACAACUCUUCCUGGAAACAUAAACCUAAACUUCAAGAGCUCUACACUGUGGUGAAUUCAUCUGCAAUGUUUGGAAAUGUGUGCGCAACACAGAAGUGAAGCACUGAGAACUGCAGUUAACUCGACAAACGAGGAAACAGAGAACUGAAAAAUAUAGUUAUAACAAGAAAAGGAAAAAGAAAUGGAUGAAGCAAAUAUACAUACUAGUCUCUUGCAUUUUCAGAUCCUGCAAAUUCUCAGGGAAGAUCCUGCAAUCAGGUGCAAUAUCAUAUAUUCAGACAUUUCUGAUGCCUUCAGGAUGCUAUUUGAGGCAACAGAGGAGGAGCUACGCUACUGUUUAGGAGAAAUUGAGAAAACCGCUGAUGAGAUGGACACAGUGAAGAAGAAUGCCGCCAUUGUCAGUGUGGCAGGGAGCACCGCAGGUGUGAUUAGCGGUGUGUUGUGCAUCAUUGGUCUGGCAUUGGCUCCAGUCACCUUUGGUGCAUCUACUAUCCUCACUGCUGUUGGAACUGGGGUAGGAGUAGCAGCUGGAGCUGCUGGGGUAGGUACAGGGAUUACUGAGACAGUCCUUAAUCGAAAAGACAAGGAAAAGGUCAAGAAACUCCUUGAGAAAUAUGCCAAAGCUUUGAAUGAAAUACAAGAUUUUUUAGGAGUUGAACGUUUAAAAGACAAUGCAAGUACUGAUAAUUUAAGUGAAGAUUCAGAUAAAUCUGAUGCUGCUAUAAAGGCAGCUUCUGUUACUGCAAGAAUAGCUUCACGGGUUCCUCUGAUUGUUGAUGACAUAGCCAGAAUGGCAGAUGCAGCAAGUGAUGGUGCCACAGCUAUAGGCAGAGAUGUGGAUGGUGCUGCAGAUGCAGCAGCUAUUGCAUCACGGUCUGCCGUAAUAGCCGGCGGAGUUUUAAGUGGCGUUUUUAUUGGGGUCGAUAUUAUCAACAUCUGCUCAAACGGCUAUGACCUUGCAAAAGGUCAAAAAAAUGUAUUUGCAAAAGCAAUAAGGAAGACAGCUGGACAACUGAGGAGUGAGCUGGAUUCGUACAGAGGCCUUUAUGAGGACUUUGAAAAGGGCAGCGAGUUAGCCUGGCUAUACAAACAAACUCUGGAUAAAAAGCAAAUCAUGCCUUCAACUUUAUUUUCUUCUUCAGAUACUUUAUUUAGGAUUCUGUUAGUUGUGCUCUGUUUUAUCAUUUAUAUUUUAUUUUAGUUGUGGCAGUAAUCAAAAUGCCAAGAAUUAGUUGAACUUACAAAAUUAGGCCAAAGGAAAAAUUUUAAAGUCAUCAUAGCAGGAGCAAAUCAAACAAACAGUGUAAUCAAAAUGAUCACAUAAAAUUCAAUUUCUCAGUUGCUGUGAAUAAAAUUAUAGGAUGUUUCAGUGUAAUGCUUUCUUUACCCUUUAGCCAUAGGAUAGCGCCCUAAGUUCGUAAAUUCUAUUUCCCUAAACCAAUUUAUAGAAAACCCCUUUAAUUUUAAGUAUGUGUUUUAGAGGAUAAAUUGGAAUCCCUUAACUAAUACCUACUUCCCAGUAAUAAUUUGCCAGCUGUUUCACAAUUAGUAACUUGUAACACAAUUCACAAUAUAAAUAUGUUCCCAAACCAUAUCAAAAUUUAUUGAGUAAAUUGGAACAAUAUCAAAAAUAAAUAAAUAAAUACAUUUAUAGUUAAGACCAAUCAAAAUUCCCACCAAUCAUAGAUUACAGAAAUUAUAAAAUUCACACAAGUUUCAAUAUAUUUACCCUUCACAACAAAUACCUUAUAAGUUCAGGCAGUGUACUAUAACCUUACAAAUGUACCUUUUAGCUAUUUGCUUUUACCAGCACUUAAAACAUCCCACUGAUAAUAAAAAAAACACAAUAACCAACUCUAUAAUAUGAGCAAACUUAAUUACUAAAACCUCGCGUUAACUUAACAACUUUAGGGGCCCACAGACACGCACAUACUCACACACACCCAAGCCAGCGGCCACCAAAAUAAAAAAAUAAUAUUUACACAAACUCCCCUCGU
This is a messenger RNA of Polypterus senegalus (gray bichir), 2025 nucleotides long. RefSeq names its product apolipoprotein L2-like. Gene Ontology annotation, cellular component: membrane; extracellular region. NCBI's taxonomy places the organism in Eukaryota, Metazoa, Chordata, Cladistia, Polypteriformes, Polypteridae. The transcript has 4 exons. The record is from RefSeq and is a predicted model, not a curated record. Bases 210 to 1229 code for a protein of 339 amino acids. Gene Ontology annotation, biological process: lipoprotein metabolic process; lipid transport. Gene Ontology annotation, molecular function: lipid binding.